Molecule: messenger RNA, 8613 nt
Organism: Gallus gallus (chicken)
Lineage: Eukaryota; Metazoa; Chordata; Aves; Galliformes; Phasianidae
Gene: KLHDC8A
Product: kelch domain containing 8A
Exons: 12
Coding region: 6786-7856 (356 amino acids)
Molecular function (GO): protein binding
Source: RefSeq, a predicted model, not a curated record
ACAGUGGGGAAGGCUGCACUCCAUGGACAGCACACAGAGAGCAGGCUUCCUCCUGGCCAUGUGAGCAAGUAAGGGGUGUCCUCUGGAGCGCUGCCACCCCUGUAUGGGUGAACCUCAUCUUCCUGACCUCCCCCUUCAGCACAGUGUUUUACUGGAGAUGUCUGUGUGUGCCUCUGGCUGGGAUUUUGGGUCCCUUGGGACCCAAUGGAAACGGGCUGUGGAUGCCAUCGAGGUGGUUGUGCUUUAUCGUGUCCUGAUUGCUGUACUCGUGUACAGUGAGCAGAGAGCAUUGCUCACACUGGAAAGGCAUAACAGGGAGAUCCAGAGCCUUGUAAGGGGAAGCAAAUGAGCACUGCAGAUGGGAGAGAUGUCCAAGACCACAUCCGAUGCACUGAUAGGACGACAGAAGGACACUGAAGCUGAGCACGACCCGGAGGAGCUCGAUGUGCAAAACAGAAGUACUGAAGUGACCUUUGAAACAAAGGACUACAAAGUGACAGCAGGCUGCAUUGCUGCCAGCAGUGAGUCGAGUGGAACAUCCAGUGAUGGCCAGGAUGAGGAUGACCAGGAUGAAACAUGCUUUGCUGUUUCUCUGUCUCCCAAAGGAAUCAGGACCAGCAGGAAAAGGCCAAAGAUAAAGAGCAAGCAGUCACCGGUGCAGAAGAAAAUGAGAAUAGUAGAAGUGGAAGAAGAGCCAUUGCUACCAGUAAAGGCGGAGGCUGCAGAAAGAGCAGCUCAGGAACAGGAGAACAGAGCAGAAGUAGCACAGGAAGCGACGGGGCAGUGUGUAUUGUCUGACAUUAUCAUGCUCGUGAUACUCAUCCUCGUUGUAUUCAUGGUCUUCACGCACCUCACUCUGGCAGUGGUGGUCACGGUCUGCUGCUGAGCUUCAGGCUGGGAAGAGAGAGAGAGAGGCAGCAGCCACGUGUCAGCAGUGAGUGCAGAACUGGAGAAUGCGUUUCUUUUCUCUCCCUGAGAUGUGCAAUGAGCUCUUCUGGUGGCCAAUUAAAGGGCUGGGAGGAGAGCGAGAAGUCGGUGCUUUGUGUGUACCUGGUGUUGCUCCAUGCAGUGGUUCCUAUCUGCUGGCAGCGUGAGCUGCUCUGCUGUUCCUCCUCUGAAGCCUGCUUGGCUCAGAGCUGGGAGCUGUGCGUGGCUUGGAGUUAACUGAGCUGCUCCAGGUGGGGUCACCCCAGUUUAGAAUCAUAGAAUCGCCAGGGUUGGAAAAGACCUCCAAGAUCAUCCAAGUCCACCCAUCCACCAACCACCAAUAUUUCUCCACUGAACCACUUACAAGAAGGCCGGGUACCAGAGGUGAUGGCAAAAGAGCAACAAGAGGUUCCUCACCUACUACUGACUGUUAUCUUUGAGAAGGUAAAGCUCCUCUAUGCUCCGGUUGUAUUACAGCUGGGGAAACACCAAGCUGGCAAGACAGGCAAUGGCUCUAACCUAAUACAAGCCAUGGAGGCUCAAGGAAGGGGUUAACCACAUAGCCUUGUCCAUCUGGAAAUGUUACUGAGAAGGGGGAAUGGUGACAGUGCCCGGUGCUGUUAUAGUGGGCCUUUGCUUUGGUAUACAAAUGUUCCUAAUUCCUUCUCUUAAAAAAAUAACGAAGUGGAGUGGGAGGAAGAAUGAGAGCAAGAUCCUGGCCAUGUGAGGUGCUGCAGCUUAAGCUGUGCUUCGAAAGGAACCUCUCAGUCUGUUGCAUAGGAGGUGGGCUUGCUGGGUGUGCUGGAAGUGACAGCCGCAGCCUCAGGCAGUGGUAGCAACCCUGAUACUGUGACCAGUCCUGCAAUGGGGUCUGUGCUCAGCUGCAAGUCUCGUUAGAGUUGGAUUUCAAUUAAAAGCACAUUCCUUAAUUCAAACUGGGGAGACACAGAGCUUCCUCCACCCCCGGAGGAGUUCGGUUUGUGCCAAGUCUCCUCCAGCUCCCUGGAAAAGGAGUGUGGCAGCGUGGGAUCCUGCCAGAGCUGAGCAGGAACUCAUCCUCCUUCCCUGGGGGUUGAGCCCAGCACGUGCUGUGCUUGUUCAUUUUAUGGAGCACAUCACCAAAACAAACACGGAGCGGUGCAGAGGUGGUGAGCUGUGCCCCAUCCCACCUCACACCCCCCUGCUCCCAGUUUCCCAGGCACUGAAGGUGAUGGUUGGGGUAUCUGUGACACGUAUGAUAUCUCAGCUUGUUUUCUUGGCUAACAGCAGUGGGUCAGGUGCGAGGUAAGGAAAUAAGGUUGCAGUGCCUCUCUGUUCUUGCAUGCUGCGUACUAAAGGAGCUAUGGAGGACUGCAUUGGAACUGCUCAUGAUCAUCCUGGGUCGCCUUGGGCACCUCUAAAUACAGUAAUUCUUCCCCAUAAGGUUUUACUUUAAAUGUGUUUGGUAGGGUUUGAGGCCUCGUAGUGCCUGCUUUUGCCUUAUUCCUGUGACUCCUAUGGGAUUGUUGGUGCUCCAUCCCAUUGCCACGCACUGCCCCAGCUCUGCUGCUGACCCAUCCUGGGGACACAUCCCAAGCUCUCCGCAUCUCCAGCUUAAUGCACUGCAACCUUCUCUACCAGAGAGCUGUCAGCAAGGAUCUGUGCCUGGAGGAAACAGCCCAGGCAGAGUAAUGAGAGCAGAAUCAGUGCUAAAUGGGGAACAGCCGAAGUGCUGCAGCAUGGAGGUCAAUUGUAAGCAGCUUUGCUGUAGAAAAGCACUGUGUUCUGAGACACCCCCAGGAUGGGCAGUAGUUGGACUCAAAGAGAGGAGGCUGUAGAGGAUGAGAGGUGGUCUGAUGGGUGAGCAGCUCUUCUUCCUUCACUGUUGGCCUUGUUCUGCGUGGGGAUGGCUUUUUCUCUGCUGCCAUCGUCAUCUGAGCAGCUCAGAAUGCACCCAUUGCCCCUCCUGGCUUUGCUGGGCUGAGCUCUGUGCAAACAUUGCUGGAGAUCCUGGAGCAGCCAUGGAAGUGCUUGCUGGGUUGGAUGUGAAUUGCUGCAGACGGACACAUGCAGAGCAUCACAAAAGCAUUGAGUGGUGGAGCCCGGAAUAGAACUUCCAGACCCAAUGAGAACAGGAUAAAAGCACAUUGAUGGAGAUUCAUGUGUUUGCCCAUGAAUUUGGCUUAGGGGAUCAGCAAAACAGAAGGAAGGAGAUGCUCUGGUGGAAGUAUUUCCUUGUGCCAACCUUUGAACCAAAGCAUCUGACAUUACUUCCUUUUGAAAGUGGUCUUCUUCUUAAAGCACUAAAUACUUCCCCAUGCAGCCCCCCCAGAGGAAAGGAAUAUCCUCUACAAUGUGAAUGAACGCUUUUGCCAGUAGGAAUUAAUUCACCGAUGUCAUAUUUCUGCUGAAUCAAAUCAGAAUGAUCCCAAUGCUUUCCCCCCUCCCUGUGCCCCUUUCAGACCUGCUCCUUGCAGCCCUGCUGGGUGCUCUGUCAAUGAUUAACCCCUGCUUCCUUUGAAGCCCAGACAGCAAAACCCACAGUCCAAAGUCCCUGUGCUUGCUCAGGGCUCUGCCCGUGGGCUAUAAAAACCCUCAGGUGCUCCUCUGCAUCACCACAUUGGGCUGCUGGGGCCAGCAGGUGGGGUCCCCCAUUGCAACGCAUGCUCUGAGUGCAAAGAGGUGCAGCAAAGCAUCGCUUUAUCUCCCAAUCCUGCUAACUGCAGCUGAUCUCCAGCCUCACUGCGGGCUCUUUUCGCAGCAGCUGUCUGCUCUGAGUGCCUGGUUGCAUGAGAUGGUGUCUCCCUGUGUUUGUCAGAGAGGCGCACGCAGCUGGUGGAUUUCUCCCCAUGAGUGAAGCGUUCUGAUGGAGAGAUCCCAAAGCUCUCAGCUCCUGUCUGCCUGCAUUACAGUGACUCUGUGCUGCGGCCAGCUCAGGGCCCUGCGGGAGAGAGAGCUAAUUAAUUAACUAGUUAAUUAACUGUCAGGAUGCCAGAUCUCUGCAAGAAAUGACAGGGCCAGACUGGCUGCUGCCUCCAGUCCUGCAGUAUCCAACAGCCCCAGGGUAAUGCUGGCACCCAGGUGUGCAUGGCAAGCAUUGCAUGGAUUUAUUGCCUUCAUCCACAUGAUUCUGAUUUCUUCAGCAGGAACGUUUGUUGGGUGUGUAGGAGUGCUUGCUGGCUUUCUCCCCGUCUUCCAUCUCCUCGUGUUCACCACUCCUCACUUACAUACAUGGAGUGGUCCCACUGAGAGCAUCCAUUGGGUGGAGUUGGCUCAACCCAGAGAUGAAGCUGAAAAUAAAAUACUACUUUUCGGUUUAUUUGGGUAACUGACAGGAAUUCCAGCAACCUUCCUGCUGUUCCCAUGGAAACAGCUGUUGGCUUGCAGGAGCUGCUCCAGGUACCCAGCACUGCUGCUGUUCCUUUAACACUGACGUCACCUUUGCCAUUUCAAUUUGCAGAAGUUACCUUUUCCCAUUUUGCAGCACAGCUCUGGAGUUUCCCUGGGCCAUCCCCAUCCAAAGGGACGCAAAGCUGUGCAGUUUUCCCCACUUGGAAAGCAUCCACCUUGUUUUCAGCUUGGUGAUGCGUUACGAAGACGAAAGGAUGUUUGCAAAUGGGACUGAUGCUGCUGUCCUGAGCCAAGGCUCUCUUUGGCCCCCCAGCCCACCGUGCACAUGGAAAUGCCUUUUCCCUAUGGGAAGGCUUCCUCUUGGAGGCAGGAUGGAGAGCUGCAGGAUGGAGAGGUGCAUUCGUGUGCCCAUUCCCACACCCCAGGUAUCUCUGGUGCCCAUCCAGCAUUGAUGGGAGCAGGCAUAAAGCUUUGGGCUCUGUGUUCCCACCAACGUUUGGCCUUUGCAGAACUCUGGAGAGGACUCAAGAAUCACAGCAUGGCUUUGGUUGGAAGGGACCUUAAAGAUCACACUGUUCCAACCCGCUGCCCUGGGCAGGGUUCAGUAUAAAGACGUUCUCUUCUCUAUGGAGAAGCCUGUAUGAACUGAAUUGAGCAGAAGGAGGAGGAUAUUGAGGAGGAAACCCCAACAGCUGCUGAUAAGGGCUUGAGUGGGCAUCCUGGCUUAGGACUGCAGCACAGACAGCAGUGGUUGCACGAGAAGGGCUUUUCCCUAUAGCAAAGCUCCAAGUUUGCUUUGAACCAAAGCAGCAGCAAUGCUUUCCCUUUGCCCAUCCCAUUCAUUUCCUUCAGCUCGCAGCCUCUCCUCCCCUUCCCCAUGAAAGCCACUUUCCUGCAGCUGCAUUUUGGUGGUCUGAGGUUCCUUUUUGCGCCGUCUUUUCCCUCUGGUUGUGAGCUCACAGCCUGCAAACUCACUGCAACCCUUCCCUCAGCUGCUGGGCUGACCUGCAAGCAAACUGCUUACUGACAACAGCAGCCCACAAAUACAAGCAUCCAGUAAUGGCAGGCUGCUCAUAGCACCCCCCCUACACACACACACCCCCGUUAAAACCCAUUUCCAUGAGGUCUCUUAAAAUUUCUUGGGAGGUAAAUGCCUCUGUAAUGAACGUUGUAAUGGUAGAUAGGCCCCGUGCUUAAGGUUUUUAUUUAAAUGUAAAUUGAAUCCUCCCACUGGAAAGCUAACAGCAGAUUAGAAUCGCUGGUAGGAGACCAGAGCUUGCUUUUAUGUCGUCAUUUGAGUCAACUUCUUGUGGAUUUCCUAAUUUUUCUUGUUUUAAGCUGCUUUAAUGUAGUUUCCUAUCUGGAGCAGCAUGAGGCAAAGCUGGGCUGGAUGGCCACGGGCUGAGCGUGGGGUCAGAACUGGGGGGGUUUCCGAGCAGAGCUGAGCUCCAAACCUCAUGAGGUCACCUCUGGGGGUGGUAACCCCUCCUCCCCCCCCACGUCUGAUCCAGGAUGAGAGCUGAGGCUCUUCCAGCUCUGCAGGGCGCGGGUCCAAAAUUGAUGGGAGAUACACUGAGAGGAUCUUUCUCCUUCUGAUUCGGCUCAGAAAUGUUUUGUUUCGUGGGUUUUUUUUUUUUUCCUGGAGUCGGAGUUAUUCUGCAUCACCUUCGGGAGAACAAGAGAAGAAAAUCAGGGCUGCAAAAGCCUUCCACGGGGAACGUUGGCUCUGAGAAGUUUGGGGCCCAAAGGUCCCUACAUCCCAGUGCUGGCCCUCCAUCCUUAACGUGUCCUCUGCCGUCCGUGCCCACGGAGCAGCCGUCCCCAGCUCAGCAUCCCCUCUCCAUCCCUCCCUCCCCGACCGCUUUUCCUUUUGCAGCCGUGGAAGGGGAGGGCGGGGAGGGCCGUUGUGACAGAACAUCCUGUGCGAGCGUGGGGAGCCAUAAAAGGCUUCAAGCAUGGCUCUGCUAAUCCGCCCCGCACGCGCACCCGCACGCACAGCCCCGGCGGCGGCACCGAGGAGGAUCCCGACGGCCGCAGCAGAUGGGAGAGCUCCGACACCGCUCAUCCCACGCCUCCUUGGAAGCGGGCGAUUGAAGCCCGGGGAUUUCUACUCGUUUUCUCGGAGCCCCCCCCGGCCCCCACCCGAGGGAUGGAUGCUCUCGCGUUGGAGAUGCCGGCGCUCGGGGCUUCGCUGGGCUGAAAUUGAGGAGCGUUUGUAGUGCCGACAGAUCCGAGCUGGAGCUGCUGACUCCCGCGUGGAGCUGUGAUUCCUUCCCGGGGUUUGUGCUAUUUCCAGCUCCUGUUGCCCCCAUUCCUGUGACGCCCAUCCCCGUGUGCUGGGAGCAAACCCUGGUUGGGAGCACGCUGCGCUCUGCUCCGUUUGCAGCUGCUUUUCCCAUGCUAUAGGACAGCCCAGGGCAUAUCUUGCAUGGAACCAAGGCUCAGCUCUGCGUGAGCUGCUGAGGCAGACGUGGAUCUGCAGGAUGAGCAGAGCUGCAGGCAGAGCCUAGCUGCCCCGCCAGCAGCAGAUGGAUGCUGACACCAUGGAGGUGGCCAACACCAGAGAUUUCCAAUGGAAGACCCUCUCCCCUCUGCCGAGCCGCCGCGUUUACUCCACGCUGGUGGAAGUGGGUGGGCAGGUGUUCGCCAUCGGGGGCUGCGAUGACAACGGUGUCCCCAUGGACUGCUUUGAGGUCUAUUCCCCCGAGGCUGACCAAUGGACGUCGCUGCCCCCCAUGCCCACGGCGAGGGCCGGGGUGGCGGUGGCCACGUUGGGCAAACGGAUCAUGGUGAUCGGGGGUGUGGGGGCCAACCAAGUGCCGCUGAAGAUCGUGGAGAUGUACAACGUGGAUGAGGGCAAGUGGAAGAAGAGGAAUUCGCUGAGGGAGGCGGCCAUGGGCAUCUCGGUGACGGCGAAAGACUACAGAGUGUAUGCAGCCGGAGGGAUGGGAGCUGAUCUGCGGCCACACAACUACCUGCAGCACUACGACAUGCUGAAGGACAUCUGGGUGUCACUGGCAGCCAUGCCCACAGCACGGUACGCUGCCACCUCCUUCCUGCGGGGCACCAAGAUCUACGUGCUGGGGGGAAGGCAGUCCAAGUACGCCAUCAACGCCUUCGAGGUCUUUGACACCGAGACCAGAUCGUGGACCAAGUUUCCCAACAUCCCCAAUAAAAGAGCCUUCUCCAGCUUCGUGCCCACCGAAGACAAACUGUUCAGCCUCGGGGGUCUGCGGCAGGGCCGGCUCUACCGGCAGCCCAAGUUCAUGAGGACCGUGGAUGUGUUUGACUUUGAGCAAGGUGGUUGGAUGAAGAUGGAGCGCUCCUUCUACCUGAAGAAACGGCGAGCAGACUUCGUGGCUGGCUACCUGAAAGGCAGAGUUGUCGUGGCUGGGGGACUGGGAAACCAGCCGACCGUCCUGGAGUCUGCAGAAGCUUUCCAUCCUGAGAAGAACAAAUGGGAGAGCUUGCCCCCCAUGCCCACCCCACGCUGUGCCUGCUCCAGCAUCGUGCUCAGGGGCUGCCUGCUGCUGGCGGUCGGUGGGGUGAGCCAGGGCUUGAGCAGCGCGGUGGAAGCCCUCUGCCUUUCUGACUCCUAGCAGUGGCCCUGUGGUCCCCUCUGGUCUCCUUCAGAGCUCCUGAGAGGGAGGGAAAACCCAGAGGAAGGGACUGCUUGCAGUGUUUGUGCUGUGUGUCCUGCCAGCGGGAAGGGCUCUGCAGGGUGGGCUGUGGGUGAGCAUUGCCCUGCUGCCACCCAAACGCACCGCAGGUUCAGAGGGGUCAGCCAGGUGAGAAUGGGGAGAGCCCAUCGGAGAUGUGAUGCCCUCUUUGGGCGCUCUGAGGUCUGUGUUUUCUCCUCGGUGUGCAGGAAGGGGAACUCCAAAUCUGUAUCCAGGUGCAGGGGAUCGGUCUUUUGCCUUCAUAGAAAGGCUUUUCCUGCAGGCCCAUAGCUGUGACUGCCACUUGGCUAAGAGCUGGAGCAAGGAGCUGCCCGUGCUCCUGGGAGGGAUGGAUGCCCAAAGGACUGCUUUGGUGAGAGGUUGGGUGUUACUUUUGGCACAGGAGUAGCACAAAAAGGCCUUUGCAGGGUUUCACGUAGGGAUGGCGUCCAGUGGGGUUUGAGUUCCUACAAUUAUUUGGGAUCUUCUGUUCAGUCCUGGGAGAAAGGAGCAAAAAGGAGCCCCGCUUCCAGAGUACUGGGCAAGGGUUUUCCUAUAGCUUUGCUCUGUAGGGAGGGCAGGGAGCCACGGCCACGGCUUCUGGUUGGUUUCAUUCCUUCAUUUGGGAGGGUUGGAGCCACUGGCUGACCCUCCAAGCUUGUAGCACCAUUAAAAGCUGCCCCCAGAAAACCCCUCA